Molecule: messenger RNA, 2007 nt
Organism: Astrephomene gubernaculifera
Lineage: Eukaryota; Viridiplantae; Chlorophyta; Chlorophyceae; Chlamydomonadales; Astrephomenaceae
Source: the annotation of a GenBank genome assembly
GGUGUCUGGGUGCUUUCUGUAUCAUUGGAAACAUUGCCUCUGAAAAUGCGAGGACUGCUCUGGUUGUUAGCUGUCGAAUUCCUGUGCCAUAUUUCGACAACUACCGCAAGCGCUCCUAAGGUUGCCCUCCACUUCAGCGAGGCCCAAAACGUGCGUAAGCUUCAACGUAAUAAUGGUAUGCAAAACCUUGAUCGCCAACUGCGGCAGCUGGGUAUAUCACUAGCCGCUUCAACCGAGGGCCAGCCUCGUCUGACCGGCCUAGACGCGCCAAACGCGUACAUCAUCCCAGCUCAGAGCGGGCCUUAUCCUUCUACUCAUGGUAUGCUUGAGGUAUCAUCCUAUGUCGCUGCUGGUGGACUCGUAAUCAUUGUGGGUGCCGCAAGCGGCGAGGGCCAAGAAACUCGAACUUUUGUCGCUUCCGCUCUUAACUAUAACGGCAACUGGAAACCUUGCGAGCGCAACGGAACGUCUGAAAAGGCUCGUCGCCGGUCUGGAACCCCUGUCGUAAGCGAGCAUGCGUACUCCUUUCUUAUGGGCGACGACUACGACGACAAUGCCUGGCCGCUUACGCUUGAAGACGUGCAUGUACUGACAACUCUGACCCGGUGUGAACACGAGGACCCGCGAGCGGUCGCCAUCCCUCUCUACACGCUCAUGGGAGAUGACAACAAGGUCGCGGUGCAAGCGUUCAUGCGCGCCGGCAACCCCGGUGCCGUGGUGUGGCUGGGCUACAGCUGGCGGGACGGGCCGCAGGAGCGCUGGGGCUUUUUGCUGCACAAGCUAAUCACCGACUUUGCGCUACGAGAUGGUCGCAGCGCUGCCGAGGCGCCCCCUGCCACCCCCUCCCUGGGCGACCUCCUCACCCCCCUCGCCGCCUCCACCCCUGACCCCAGUCGUGGCCCCAGUGCGGUGUGAGGUCAUCCGGGCGCUCGUUCUGGGUGUUGCUACUCCUGCAGCACCUGGCACCUCCGUCACCUGAACCGGACUGUCCCCCAUCCAGACCGCCCCCGGAUCAGCCAGCAGGUGCCACACCCAACACCACCGUCGGCCCCCAGCCCGCCGUCUUUUCCUUCUCCUAAUCCAUCCCCUUCACCGCCCUGGCUUCCCGAGCCCCGGCCCUCCUCCCAGUCCGCCUUCCUCCUGCUGCCAAAACCUCCGCCACCGCCUUCUCCUUCUCCGGUCCCCACUGCCAAGCCCCCACCCCCGGCCCCCUCUGCCAAGUCCCCGUCCCCGGCCCCCCAUUCUCCGCCGCCUCUGCCUUCAUCUUCGCAAGGAAAAAGACAGCAACAACGGGAAUACUAGUAAGCUCAGGAGUAAGCUCAGGAACAGCAUUCACUAUCGGAAUGAUGGUAACGGAAACAGCGGGCGUUAGGCCUUCGCUUGGUAGCUAGCAGUUUAGCCAUUCGUGCCAGUCAAUUAGGCUUCUAUCUCUUGUGUACACUGCCUAUGUGAGGGAUUAGAACCCUAAAAAAGCUAUGUGGGGGGCGGGCGCAAUCACUGGGAUAUUGCAGGUUGGGCCAAGGGCGAUGUCGUGCCAAUGGUGUUGUGCCUGCCGUACGUACACACACAGCGCACUGACAUGUGCUCAUGGGCGUCGAGAUUGUAGUACAUGCGCAUUUGCUAGACGUGCUUUGUCAACGGAAUUUGAUUGCUGCAGUCGUACAUACGUAUUAUGUGAAGUGAUGAGUACUGUACGCGUCUGUCCUGCCGUUGUGGCUUACUGCCUAUACCUCCUGCAGUAAGCACGCAUCUGGGGGACGCGUAGUAGGGUAUAUUGUGCGACAUUUGGAAGACACAUUUCCCGUUAUGGUGGUUUCUGGGCGUAUGCUGCAAAGUACCCUUGCUACAGGGAUGGUUAGGUGUUAGGGUCAGAUGUGCCGUCAUCGGCAUGUUGGCUAGGGUGACGAGGGCUGUGAAAUGGAUUGCCCUUGCCGGCGCAACUAGCAGAGCAGUUUAGACCUAUCGCAUGCCUUUUAUCCGAUAUGAGAGGUAAGACGGGUAGACAAA